Molecule: messenger RNA, 1256 nt
Organism: Diprion similis
Lineage: Eukaryota; Metazoa; Arthropoda; Insecta; Hymenoptera; Diprionidae
Product: probable uridine nucleosidase 2
Exons: 5
Coding region: 132-1157 (341 amino acids)
Molecular function (GO): hydrolase activity, hydrolyzing N-glycosyl compounds
Source: RefSeq, a predicted model, not a curated record
GGUUGAUUCACGCUUUGCGUUUUGUCAGCAGACUAAAAACGAAUAUAUAUCUACGUACGCGAAGGGCUGAGCUAUUUAAAUAAAUCUUAGUAAAUUCUUUCCGAAAUCGUAUUUACUUCUCUACCCACGUGAUGGGUGAUUUUAAUAUCAACAUACUACUGAUGCUUGUCUUAUCUAGUUUGAGUUGCAUCAUCUCGUCAGCUGUGAUAACUCCAGUAAGGAAGCUGUUGAUCGACACGGACGCGGGGGGUGACGAUGCGGUCGCCAUUAUCAUGGCUACAGAAUCCGAAAAUCUUAAGGAGGGACCAAAAGUGGUUGGCAUUACUUGCGUCAAUGGAAAUGCUUACGUUGACAACGUCGCCCUGAAUGUUCUGAAGAUUCUUAAAACCGUAAACAGGCUUGACAUUCCAGUGUACAAGGGUGCAUCCCAUCCAUUGCUGUUGCCCGACAAGAAAGAUUAUUAUUUCGGCCAGGAUGGAUUCGGAGACUUUUAUUACCCUGAUCCUCCCUCGACUGACUUGAUCAAUGAGACGCACGCUGUGAACGCGAUGAUUGACCUCGUGAAGCAGUAUCCAGGCGAGCUGACGAUCCUAGCUUUGGGACCACUGACGAACAUCGCCUUGGCUGUUAGAAUUUACCCGGAAUUCCUGGACAAUCUAGAGGAGCUGAUCGUCAUGGGUGGAAGUACCGAAGGUCGAGGAAAUUCGCAGCCUGGAAUUGAAUUCAACUUUGCUGCUGAUCCGGCGGCAAACUUCGUCGUUUUUAACUCGUCAACGUCGAGGCCGACGAUCCUGAUACCUCGGGAAACCACUCGAAGAGCCGGGGUACCAACGAGUUUCAGGAAGUCUUUAACCAAUUCAAAUAACACAAAAAUUUGGUUAAUCGAUUCCGCAACCGCAACCAUUGCCACUAGAAAACCGAAUGCAAUCUACUCGUACUGGCCUGAUGCAGUUGCUGCUGCUGUCGUCCUGACUUCCGGUACCAUCGUGACUAAGUCGGAAGGAUACUAUUCGGACGCUAUUUACGAGGGCACGAAAACGGCCGGGAUGAUCGUGGUCGACUAUACAAACAUCACCAAGAACGCUGCCAACACGAACGUGAUUCAAAACGUAAACGCAACCGUUUACCUGCAACUACUUUCAAGAUACCUGUUAUAACUCUUUCCUUACCUGCGAUUUACUUUAAAGUUUUCAUUCGUGGGAUUUUGGGGUCGCUGAUAACGAAUCUGAACUCGAAAUUCGAUAAUGCAAAAUGGC